AGGAGAGACCAAAACCCAAGUAGUCCUUUCCCUUUUUCAUCUCUGUCCAUUGUCACUCUGGAUUUAAGAAAUGUAAUCCGGGACAUUUCAUGCUCAACCACACAGCGAGGGCUGGUGGGGGUGGGAAUGCAGCACAAGGUGGUAAUACUGGGACUGACCCAACCAGCUGUUUUAAUCAGGGUUUGGUGUAAACCUCAGAAAUGCUGUUACCCCCCUGGUCCUGGACCAUGGUUUGCCUAAAUUGUACAUAAAUCGAAACUUAGAAGGAACUGUCAGACAGCAGUGUAACAGAAGGACUCUCCAAUGCUAUGUAUUACCAUGUCUGGAUUGAUUAGCCAUUCUGUUUAGGCUGCAGACUUCAGAAAGGCUCUCAUAUGGUACAGCUCAGCACCUGCCCACCACACUCUCCUGCAGGUCUAGUGUGGGAAGAUCUCCCAAGAGUGCUGGAGAGCACAGUGUGUACUACACUGCUACCCUUGAAUUCAGCUCAGAAUCAACUACCAAGUCCGUUUUGAUCAAAAACCCAGCUAGAGGAGCAAAAGGCAAAAAGAGCAAAAAGCCCUGCCUGGCUAUAACUCACCCUCUCCCACAUUCUCUAUAGAAACUCUGGGCCCCUAAUUUCAGGCUUCUCUUGGCACUUGAGUGUAGGGUUUUGUGGCACGUAUCUUGGGGAUGUGCGUGUCCCUGCAGUCUGUUGUAGGUGCCAUUCUUGUUGCCUUUGUGUUACACUUGCCAGCCUGGAGGCUAACAGAAAGCCAAGAGGUAAUGUCUUAAACAAAAAGGGAAGAUCCGGGGGGGCUCCCAGAAUCAGUGUGGGGAAUACUGAUACAACAGGGAGGUUAUGGAACUCUCAGCAUCUUGUGUGCAACCUCUGGUUCUGGGCUACAGACGAAGCUGCCAACAGGGAGAUUCUCCAUGAUCACUGUCUACAGAAGAGUUGGUGCAAUCCUUAACAUUUACUUUUUUUCAAUAAAACAACAGCGAUUCCCUUGUUCCCCCCCUCCAUUUUGCCUCCAUGGCCAUGCUACGCGAUGGAGCUCUCUGCUGGUUGCCCCAUAGCACAGCACAUUCUAGAACACCUGGAAAGGUUCUAGAGCAGCUGGAAGGGUUCUAGGGCCUGUGUCUCACACCUAGGAUGGAGAUGGGGCUGCUGGGAGCCGUCCUUCUCCUCUGCAUGGCAGAUGUUCUCCACUCUUUCGCGAUUGAGGAGAAAGAAGACAUAUUCAGGCGCAUGGUGUGCCCUGCUUUCCUGAUGUUUGACAACGCCGCCUACUUGGCCGACAUGACCUUCGAGCUCCCCUGCAACUGCAAGCCCGAGGAGGUCUCCAACGUCGUCUGGUAUUUCCAGAAGAACAUGGGAGGCCAUGAAACCACCGUCCUGACAGACUUUUCUGGCAACAUGGUGCUCGACUCGGGCCACAUCCACGUGGGCAGUGAUGUACUGAAGCGUUUCACCAUCCGGAUGUUCAGCCUCAUCAUUUUCCGCGCCCAGGUGUCGGACUCGGGCCACUACAUGUGUGGCACAAAGAAAGGGGACUUUUUUUAUGGCUAUGACGUGGAUGUGCAGCCCACCAAGCACAUCACAGUGGCAUUCUUGGACAUAGGACAGCACGUCCAGGAUGAUUACACAGGGAAGGCCUUCAGCCUCUUCACCACCUUCUGGGACUGGACCAAAUGCGACCGCUGCGGGGUGCGAGGUGAGCAGCGGCGCAUCGGGCUCUGCUACGUGCAGAGCGCCCGGCUGCACCCGCGCUACCGCACCGUGCUGCCCAACGUCACCUCCUGCGGCUCCAGGGCUGUUCCCGCACGGCUCCAGCGCUCCGGCCGCCGCUGGAAGCCUGAGGUGGCGGUCCGGAGCUGCAUGGCCCCGUGUCCGCAGGAGAACAACCCGCAGGAAGGCGUGCAGGCCAUCUCCAACGUCAUCUACAAGCUGGGCCAGAAGCCCUGGCUGCCCCGCGUCCCCACGCAGUUCUACAGGCAUCCCCUUGGAAGAGAUCUGGUCAUCGCCUGCCCCGGGGCCCGGCCCGAGCACGCCGUGGCGUGGGACAAGGGCUCGGUGCGGCUGUACCGCUCCCGCUACCUCGUGGGUGUCAACAAGACCAUGCGCGUCUUCAUCGACCACGGAAACCACCUGCACAUCCGGCGGGUCCGCUUCAGCGACAGAGGCACCUACUUCUGCUGGAGGGAGGGCAAACUGGCGGCCGGCCUGCGGCUCAGAGUGAGCUACGAGGCCCAGCGCCGCCGCUCGCUCGACGACCCCGAGACGAUCUACAUCAUCAAGGCCAUCGGCGUGAGCUACGUCCUCGUUGGGGCCAUCUUCAUCGGCGUCCACUUGUGCCGCUGCUGCUCGCGGGUGCUGCGGUACUCUGUGAGGGUGUAGCCUCAAUCUUACACCUUGUGGGAAAUUCAUCGAGUUUUGACCGCUAGAAACGCUGCCAAUGCCCUCUUAUCCUCCGCUCGGGGUUGCGCAGUGGUGAAGACCAAAGUGGAAAGUCCCAUUGAGCUGUGGCAGGGAUUUCCCACCACUGUGUCACUUCCUGGCUGCACUGAAGGCUCGUGGUGGGGUUUUAACCUCAGCGUAAUCCUUUUUGAAUGAAUGGCUGGAGCUGUCACAGUGUUUUCUGGCUAAGCACCCUGGAGUUCUUCUGCCAUGUCGGUGAUUUAUUAGUGCUGUUUUUCUAAGAGGACACUGAAAUCCUCCAGACUGUUCUACUCCAAUUAAUUCUGGCUUUCCUUACCUUUUAAAAAGUGCCAAUCAUACCCCUGUGCCAACUGUGUUCCCCAGGGCCAACCGCAGCCCAAAGCUACCCACCAAGGCCAACAUCAGUGACAAGGACCCUCCUAUUCCCAGUGCCAACUGUGCCCCAAAGGGCACCAACAUUUCAAGACACUCAAUGUUUGUGCAAGAUCCUCAGCUGAGCAAUCUCAUUUUUAAGAAGCUGAGUUUAAACGUACACAUUUCUAUUUUCCUUCUACACCAGAAUGCAGUGGGACGGAGCUCAAGGAGCGUUGGGACACCGCUCUCAUACAUAGGGUUUGGGUAUGGGUUUGGGUGGUGCUGUGCAGAGCCAGGAGUUGGGCUCUGAUCCACAUCCCUUCCAGCUGGGGAUAUUCUGUGAUGACAGAAUGCAUUGGCCAUGACCUGGGGCUCAGGGCUGAGCCUUGGUCCCACAGUGAGGAACCUUCGGGCAC
Gallus gallus (chicken) is the source of this 3192-nucleotide messenger RNA. It is a transcript of the gene FAM187A, whose product is annotated as family with sequence similarity 187 member A. NCBI's taxonomy places the organism in Eukaryota, Metazoa, Chordata, Aves, Galliformes, Phasianidae. Bases 1136 to 2380 code for a protein of 414 amino acids. The transcript has a single exon. The record is from RefSeq and is a predicted model, not a curated record.